Messenger RNA from Macrosteles quadrilineatus (aster leafhopper), 1425 nucleotides. It is a transcript of the gene Yif1, whose product is annotated as protein YIF1B. The coding region runs from base 122 to 1279 and encodes 385 amino acids. Gene Ontology annotation, cellular component: Golgi membrane; COPII-coated ER to Golgi transport vesicle; endoplasmic reticulum-Golgi intermediate compartment. The transcript is spliced from 7 exons. NCBI's taxonomy places the organism in Eukaryota, Metazoa, Arthropoda, Insecta, Hemiptera, Cicadellidae. The record is from RefSeq and is a predicted model, not a curated record. Gene Ontology annotation, biological process: endoplasmic reticulum to Golgi vesicle-mediated transport.
CCACUCCAGUCGAUUCGUUUUAUAACGUUUAGGUUAGGUCAGGUUUUAGGUCUCUCAGACUGGAGAUUUGCUGGUCAGAAUACAGUAAUCCUUAUUUUAAAAACCUAUCAAAAUCAAGGAUAUGAACUUUAAUUCAGCUGGGCCUCGCUACCCUCCUGGCCGUAAGCUAUCAAAACGGCCCACAGAAACACCAGGAUUAGAAAGUACACAGACCUUCUCCCCACCACCUGCUUACAACCCUUACGAUGAUCCUCAACAGUACAACAAUAUGCCUGCAUACCCUCCCAAUCAAUUCGGUCCUGGUCCUGGUUCAGACUAUGGCCCUGGAGGUCCAAUAAUGGGCUCCGCAGGCCACGGCCCUGGAGGUGUAGCAAUGGGCCCUGCAGGCUAUGGCCCCGGAGGUCCAGCAAUGGGUGCCGCAGGAUAUGGUCCUGCAGGUCCAGCCAUGGGUCCUCAAGACUAUGGCCCCAGAGGUCCCAAUAUGAUGCCAACCCAGCUGUUUAGUGAUCCUCUGGUGGCUAAUGUAGCCAUGAGCUAUGGGAGCAAGAUUGUUGACUCAGGCAAAGAGAUUGUUGAUCGGGAAAUCAACAAAUAUGUGCCUGUAUCAACACUAAAGUAUUAUUUUGCCGUGGAUACCAAUUAUGUCAUGCGAAAGCUGAAACUUCUUUUCUUCCCUUUCACUCACAAUGACUGGUCAGUGAAGUAUGAGCAGAAUGAGCCAGUCCAACCUCGCUACGAAGUCAACGCGCCAGAUCUCUAUAUACCAACAAUGGCAUAUGUUACUUACGUGCUGGUAGCUGGCCUGGCACUAGGGACCCAGAACAGAUUUGCCCCCGAGGUGUUAGGUGUCUUGGCUAGCUCUGCCUUGGCCUGGUCUGUGGUGGAGAUUUUGGUAGCUCUAGUCACCCUCUACAUCACCAACAUACAGACCAAACUCAAGACUUUUGAUCUCAUUGCAUAUGCUGGUUAUAAAUAUGUAGGGAUCAUAACUGCGGUACUUCUCAGCAUAGUUUUGAAUAAAACUGGAUACUACAUAGGCCUUAUCUAUUGUGGAUUUUCCCUUGCAAUUUUCAUGAUGAGGUCACUCAAGUGGCAAGUCCUGGCAGAGGUGACGUCUACCCAGGAGUACAGUGGCUAUGGCGGAGGAGGAGGCAACAAGAGAAGGCUCUACUUCCUUUUGUUCACUGCUGGGCUGCAGCCUCUACUCAUGUGGUGGCUAUCAGCCCAUCUGGUCCCCCCACCCCUGCCUCCUGUGCCUCCUAAUCUCAUGUCACAAUAAUACUCUCAUCAACUGAUGAUACUAUUGUAACUUGUUAUAACUAACCAUUUCGUUAAAUAUUUGGAUUUUUAAUUCCAGUGUAACAUGUUAUUAUUAGUGUCAAUUUCUAUGCAGUUAUUUCUUGUAUAUAAAUUUGUUUAUUAAAA